Molecule: messenger RNA, 1503 nt
Organism: Linnemannia hyalina
Lineage: Eukaryota; Fungi; Mortierellomycota; Mortierellomycetes; Mortierellales; Mortierellaceae
Source: the annotation of a GenBank genome assembly
AUGUACAGCAACAACAAUAACAAUAACAACUUUAACGAUGACAACAGUGGCAACAGUAGGAGUCAGCAGGCCAAUAUCAACAACUAUCAAAGUAAUAACAACACCCCCAAUAUCACUCGUCAACCAACACAACAACAAAGAGAGCAGCUCCAGCUGCAGAGGCAACAUCAGGAACUACUCCAGCAACAGAUGCAGGCCGAGGACUCCCUGCGUCUAAACCUCCAGAACGACUCCCACCGUCGUAACCAACACCCGGCCGCACGGCAAGACAACGACAACAACGGAGUAGCAAGUGGUGAACCUAAACCCCCAGGCUAUUUUUCAUACCCACCACAACCUCACCACGCCGACUCUUCCCUCACCACCACCUCCUCCCCCGACAGCCAUGAAGACGCCACCUUCAGGACGCGCCUCCGCCGGCUCUACAGGUUCCCUUGCUCAGUCUACGGCAAGAGCCUUAUCGGAGUCAUUGGAGUCGAGGCGCUGCUGGUCAUUAUAAUGCAGGUCGUGAUUGUCGUCCUGUAUUUUGACAGCCUCGUCGACGACCCUUUGCCACCACCUUUCGAUGGCCCCAAUGCAGGCGUAUCACUGCCGCCGUACCUUGAUACCCGGAACCAGUCGCGUGCUAUCCCUGCCUACCUCAUCGUCUUCGUCUUUGCGCAGCUCUUCCAACUCGUCUUUACCUGGGACGCUGUUCGAGCACAAAAUACCAUCCAAUUGAUUGGAAUCGUCCUAUUCAACCUCUGCUGCUUUGUCUAUUCGAUCUUUGAGAUUUCACAGAUCCAGAGAUCGCUGUCUGAUGCAGGAGAAAGAGGCUUCUUUGAGUCCAAGCCAGGAAAGACAUCGUCGGAGGUUGCCAUGAAUCUGAACACUUCUCUGCAGCCGUUCUUGAUCGUGAUGGUUUGUGUCUUUGGCAUCACGCAGUGUCUUGUCACCUGGCUCGCUUAUCGACUUUUCCAGGAGUUCGGAUGGAAGAUUUAUAAAAAGAUUGGUGCUGACCCCAAUAUCAAGAAAAUGUACCGUGCAUACCAAAUAUACCUGGUCUUGAUCAAGGUCGACCUGUUCUUCUUUGUCGGCUUCUCGAUCCAAUUCAUCUACCUGACUCUGACGCGGCGGUCCAACGACCCAGAGUACUGGCUCACCAUCAUCAUCCUGCCCGUGACGAUCCCAAUCCUCUACAUCGCCAUCUACGCCGUUCGACACGAGAGCCGCAAAUGGAUGGCGGUCUUUUUCACGACCAUGUUGGCCGGCGUCGUCUACUUUGUUUACAAGAUUGUCCGCAUGUACCACGGCGAGAAGGUCCCCAUCUACGAAGGCGUCGUCCGGUUCCUGACACUCUUUGCUUCGUUGUGCCUGAUCGCUAUCCUGCUGACGAUUGCCAAUGCAGCGGUCUGCUACCUCAACUUUGGACGCGGUCUCAAGGCCCAUCUCAUCCGUGACGGACCUCCUUCCCCCAACGCUGGCACAUCCUCUACCGGCGGCCGUGUCAUGGAGAUCGACUAA